Molecule: messenger RNA, 10029 nt
Organism: Oryzias melastigma (Indian medaka)
Lineage: Eukaryota; Metazoa; Chordata; Actinopteri; Beloniformes; Adrianichthyidae
Gene: rph3aa
Product: rabphilin 3A homolog (mouse), a
Exons: 21
Coding region: 6306-9260 (984 amino acids)
Biological process (GO): intracellular protein transport; phospholipid metabolic process; arachidonate secretion
Cellular component (GO): membrane
Molecular function (GO): small GTPase binding; A2-type glycerophospholipase activity
Source: RefSeq, a predicted model, not a curated record
UCACUGAAACUCAAAGAGGAACACGUUUAGCUGCACACGUUUCUACACACAAACCAGGAGACCAAACGCCCAAAUGGUCCAUUUCCAUCCUGAUUCUGUUCAUCAGACUAAAACUUGUUUGUUCAUGAAAAUGAUUCUUCACUCGGCUGGAGGUUUAAGAUGCAGAAAUAUGAACUUUUCCUGAUUAAAGGAUCAAUUCUCACAAUAAAAAACGACUAAAAGCCGAUUUUCUGCCUGAAAAAUACUCUCACUUUAGAUGAAUGAAUGUUUUCUGAGCUAAAUAGAUUAGAUGCAGAUUUUUAAAAACAUUUCCUGUUCAUUUUCAAUGGAAGAAUUCCUCAUUUUAAUAAUAGUUUAUUUUAAGAGGACAGUAAAAUAAAAACAAACAUGGUUAAAAAGGCAGAAUUUUCCAAAGGCUGUUUGGAUCUGUUGGUGAGAAUGUUUUGGUGAAGGCCUUGAAUGCAUCGUCCUCUCCUCAGAACAGAGUUCCUCAUGUUUCCUUAUUUCAUGGAUGAAAGUUUCUUCUUCAGUUUCAUUCGUUUGUACUGAAACGUUUAACCAAAUCAAACUGGUUUAAUAUGAUCAGAUUCGCCGGAUCUGUUCAGUAUUUUGCCGUCUGGUCCCCAACAACCGUUCUCGCGUCCAGAACUCUCCUCUCAGACAUGGACCUCCUCGUAGAAGAGCUGGAGAACCUUUGGAUGUGUUCUGCAGAAAGCUCGUCCUCUCAGGAGUCCUGCAGGAUCCACCUGUCUGCUGCUCAGGUGAUCUCCAUGGAUCUCCAUCAUUAAAAUGAGAUCUAUCAAGUGUCAAAAGAAAAAAAUACUUUUUUUAUCAAAACACAGAAAUGACAUCACUUCAGUUCAUCUUCAUCAAGCGAUCAUGAAGGUAAAGAAAUAUGUUCUUAUUGGAUGUUUGCUUCAAACGAAGCCUCUGAUUGGACGUCUGCGCAGACGCUUCCUGCAGUCGGUUUGUUGGGUCCAAGAGUGGAGAAGAAUCCAGAGAUUCAGGGAGGAACAAAGCAGACAGACCUUCUGGAGGACGCUUGAGUCGGGUCACCUGUGGGGGCGGUACCAGAGGGAGGGGCUUAAAGAACAGAGUGAGGAAUGAAGCUGCAGGAAACUGGUUAAAGGAGAAAUUCCAAAAAUGCUCAACCGUCAAAAAGGGUGGAUCAGUUGAAGCUUCGCAUCAAAAUAAGAAACUAGUGAGGAUGCAGAACUCUCAAUAAAGCGACUGGUCUGGAGAACUUCAUCCGGUCCACACUGGAGAACCGAACAGAACCCGAGUGCAGUAAUCCCAAAGCCGAGUUCAUCUGGGUUUUCCAAACACGGUUUCAUUCAGACGCAGUGAACCGAGUCGAGUCCUCCGGUCCGGUCAGAGGUGAUUCAGGGUUCAGAUCUGGUGUGAACCCAAACGGACCGGGCCGUGUUUUCCUGUCAGUUAUGGGGCUAAAACAACCUCGUUCUACACGACAGACGAAACACAAAAUGUAAGACACUUUUAAGACUCUUUGUAUUUGAAGGUAAAAAAAUAAGGAGUGCAUAUCGCCACCUGUUGGACUGGAGGUAGAACUGCAUCGUCGGCGUUGUAUGUUGGUCCGGCUAGAAUCUCUGAUGUUUCCAGAGUCGUGAUGGGAAAAUGGAAAAAUGUGAUUGGAUAACAAACACGUUCGCUCUCUUUGAAUCAUCACCUAAAACCAAUCAGUGAAAUCUGUCAGAAAUGAUCUUCAGGAGAACGUUCUCAAACACAUCAACUAAAAAUCUCUGCAGAAGGUUUUCUGACUGUAGAAACGGCGUUUCAGAAACUGCCUUAAAUGAUUGAAAUGUGUUUGUAGUUUUUUUCUUCUUGAUUCUGGUCAUUGUUGGUGUUUGAAUCCUUAAAUAACUAAACUCUUAAACCCAAAACGUGUCUGAACGUGUCGCCUGUCUUCAAGCCCUCGUCUUCACCUGAACUCCGCCUUCCUCUGCAUCUCGCCGUCGUUCUGACGUCCUCGGGGUCGGCUCCCCUCAGAGCGCCGCUCAGACUCUUUUGGAGUAAACCAACGGUUUCCCCGAGUGUCUCCUGCCUCACAGGCGUUCAUGACCUUUCAGUCACAGCUGGAUUCUGGCCUCCAGCCUCAGACGCUCUCUGAGCCUCCACACGUCGGCGGCCUGGAGCCCCAAACGCUCCGCCGUCAGACUGUCAUGAGGGAUUAACCACGACCUGACUUUGCCCCAAAUGGUCUUUCCUUUGGUACAGUCUGUGUUUGGUUGGGGGCUCCAUGUCACCAACACCCCGGGGGGGAUGAGGGAGGGGGCGGGGUCAUCUGCCUUAAACUCAUCACACUGAAGACAACAGCUGAUCCUGUUUGGAUCCUCAUGAAAGAAGGAGUUUUAAUCUUCUCAUGAUCAUGACGGUUUCUGCAGAUCCUCCACUUUCAGAUCAGGUUACUGCUGAUUUAACACCAGAUUACUGCAGAUUCACGAGAAGAUUACUGCAGAUUCAAGACCAGACUACUGCAGAUUCAAGAUUACUGCAGAUUCAAGUGCAGAUUACUGUCGAUUUAAAACCAGAUUACUGUUGAUUUAAGAGCAGAUUACUGCUGAUUCAUGACCAGAUUACUGCUGAUUUAAGAGCAGAUUACUUUUUAUUUAAAACCAGAUUACUGUUGAUUCAAGACAGGAUUACUUCAGAUAUGAAACCAGAUUACUUCUGAUUCAAAACCAGAUUACUGUCGAUUUAAGAGCAGAUUACUACUGAUUCAUGACCAGAUUACUGUCGAUUUAAGAGCAGAUUACUACUGAUUCAUGACCAGAUUACUGCUGAUGACUCAACUUUAGUCAAAAAUGUUCAACUUCUUUGAGCGGAAAGAAUUCAAACUUUAUCCUGAUUGAAAUAUAAACGUUUUCCAGGUUGCUGUGGAUCAGCGACACUGAAGCUGCUGGACGUUUGUCUUCAAGUUUUUGCUUUUUUAUUGUUUUAUUGCUGCUAGUUUUUAAUUUAAAGUAGAUCAUGUUUAAAAUAUCCCUUCAAGUAGAUGUUUCCUUCAUUAGUAAUUCUAUAGAAUAACAAAUAUUUUCACUUUUAUCAGUAAAUCUCAGAAUCUUUAACAUUUAGGGAUGUAUAGUGUUAACUUUUGCACAGACUUUAAUUUUAAACAGUUUUCUUGUCUUUCAACAUUUGUUUUCUAAUGAGAAAACUUUAUUAGAGAUAAAAACAUCACAUUUGUAUAAACCUAUUCUUUAAGUUUGACCUGAUGACCUUUACACGACGACUGAUUAGUUCUGCUUUUGUCCUAAAUUGAGGAAAACAUUAACAGGAAAGAAAAAGAACCAGGGAAACGCGGCAGGUCUCUAUCUGGACUAAAACUGAGCCGAGUUUUUUAACACAGAAUGGUACUUGAGAACUCGUGCAUGGGAUUAUGUGAUGUAAGGGUUAUUUAAAUCCCAUUUAUGUUCAUAUCUUCAAAUACAAUUCGAUUAACUAUUCUUAUGUUCAUUUUUCAAAUUUUUUCGGCAAUUAAAUCAAACUAUUAUCUUAUUAAAGUCUAAGUUCAGAAACUUCCAGAAAGUCCUUUUAUUUUGGAGUAACAAAGCAAUCUUUACUAGAAGUGGCCACCAGAGGGCAGCAGCCCGCCACCGCCACACAGAGCAUGACUGACAGCUGUCAAAGCUCAGCUGAUCCUGACAGGAAGUGGGCUCGUGUGGCGCUCUGAGCGCAGCUGGAGGACCCGCGGUGAUGCAGCAGAGCGCAGCAGGCGUCGGGCUGCAGUCCCGCGCCUGUUACAGUAACACAGUCUGACUGCUUUGCUGCAGUCGCUGCUCUGAAGAAGACCUGGAGGUCACCAGAGGAGCUCGUCCUCCGCAGCCUUGAGCUGUGAAGGGAAAUGUCUCGGCUGGAUCUCUGUGGCACAUGGAAGCCGCCUGCAGGAAGCAUCAGGGAGGAAACGGAAGCUGCAGGAAAGAAUCUCCACAAGGAGAAAAACUAGAAACAGAAAUAAUCUGUGCUGCAUUGACAUGACUGUUUUAUCGACUGUGUGGUUUUGAAUCGGGGGGGUUGGUUGAAGCUCCGCAGCCGAGGAAAUUUCACCCCAAGUGUCUCCUGAUCUGCGUUAAAUUCAGAGCCUGAAACUCCAAAGAUGCGUUUCCUCCAGGCGUGGAGACGCGUGUUCAAGCGACCACCUCCACGGAAAAGUUCCUGUGAAUGUUUGUUUCAGGCUUCUUCCUUCUAAAGUCUCACGUUCACACGUCGCUACGGAAGAUUUAAGUCUGAUUUUUGGUUCUAAGUACAAAACACGCAGCCAUUGAACAGAUAGUGAAAGUUAAACCAGGGAAACUUUGACCAAUCAGAGACAGCUUUGGUCGGGACGUUUGCAUGACGCCUUUUUCUAAACACGGAAGUGCCAAUCGAACAAUGAUCAUGAAGGAGAAGGAACAUUUCACACCGAACCUCCUCCAACUGUCAGCAGCUCACGUGCUGGUAAAGAAGAAGUAGAAGCCCCUCCCUGCUUGACAAGUGUGAACACUAUGGGCUAACUGUGUGUUGAAGAACAACGCGUCACAUGCUCAGUGUGAAUGUAGCAUUAUGUGUGUGUAACCUCUAUCAUCCUUCACGAUACACUGACCACACGUAUGAUCUCAAAGGAGCUGCAGACUCACCUGCGCUCCCCUAAAGAUGCAGCUGCUUCUCUAUGACCCUCCACGGAACCGGAUAACCCAAAAACCCACAGAACCCGAACAGGUCAACGAGACGGGUCAUGUGACUGAGGCUUCAGCAAACACAUGGAGUCCCAUCCCCACUCACCGCUGAUCAUCAGGUGUUCCACCUAUGAAAGGAAGCAGGUGUGGACUGUUGGUCUUCACGCUCCGGAUCUCCACUGACAGACGUCGAGUCUAUGGCGAGAUUCCAGCAGCGCCGCCGUCCACCUACACUGCAAGUCCUACCAGAACCCGCUCAUGUUCUAAAGUCAGAAUCACCCAUAGGAGGCUUCUUCCAUAGACUGUAUAUGAGAACUGGACUGAGUGACUCCUCCCCCCAUGGCGUUCCAAGCAGGAAGUGGCUCAAAGAAGUUAAAAUCCCAUAAAGAAAUAACCAGCUGUUAUCGGUCAUUCUAUUGGUCAGAAUAAACAUUCUGGCUCUGAUAACUUUUUAACAUCUCCAUAAUCCUCUUUUUUUUUCAUGAUAUUUUUUCUGUCUCAGUAACUCAAGUUAUAAACUGACCAAUCAGAUGACUCCGUGAGAGCAUGUGGUUCCUGCGAGCCCCCACCUCGAAGAUUCCAAACGUUUGAUUUACGGAUUCUCCUGAGCCACUUCUCAGUGUGGACUUCCAACAAUCUCACCCCUGAUUGGUGAGAGUGGUUACUAUAGAAACUCAGACCGACUCGAACCAAUCACUGCUUACUGACAUCGUCUGGUUCCAACAUGGCGACGCACAUAUCCAGGGAAAAAUGAUGGAUGAAUCGACUUCAUUUGUAUGGAACCGGAGGUCCGACAUUUUCUCACUGUCUCUAUGUCCAGUUCUCUCUUAUACAGUCAAUGGUUUCUUCUGAGGAGAUCUGGUUGCUGCUGUGCUCUGUACUGCCCCCUGGGGGCUGUUUGACCCAUUGCAGGUUCUGAAAACAUUUAAAAUGAUGGAAAAUUCUAGGAAAAAUUCCACCAUCAGAACAUAAAACGCGUUUUUCGUCUCUUCGGCGCGGCGACUGAUCUUUAAAAAAGACCUGAAACGUCCAGAGGAUCAUUUCUGGUUCACUGAUUUUGCAAAACGUUUGUUUCAGAAAGUUAGUUUGGAAAAGAGCUCAAGGCCUGAUGGAAGAAGGUCCAAUAAAUAGAGCUUAGUUAGAGAAAAAUAAAGAUGAGAUGAAUCUAAACCCAAACUAAGAAUACCUCCUUAAAUUCAUGAGAACGUGACGUUGAUGGAUUUUACUUCCAGUUUUGCCAAAACACUCAAACAAUUAAUGAAGGUAAAAUGAGAACAGAAACAGGGACAUCUAGUGGCCAAAGGAAGCUACAGCGACCGGUCGGCCUCAGAAUGAAACGUUCUGUUCAUUUAUGGUAACAGAAGUGAAGUUUAGUUUAAUGAGAUCCAUGCUGUCUCUGCAUUCUGAUCCUCUGAGAUCACAGGAUCCUGAAGGUUUUCUUUGAUCAACCUGCUGAAGUGAAACGUUUCUGUUUGAUCAAAUCUGCAACAACAUCAGAAAAAUGCAAUUAAAAGAGCAAAGAGGCCUUUUGUGAUCGACUUCUCCAACAUUUGUGGCAUCACCAUUUUGUGUUUGUGCUGACGAGAUGAGAGCCGACAGGCUGGGGGGUGGGGGGAUGAAGGGGGCGGGGCGAUGCUCUUACUACAGCGAGCGGCGAGGAGGCUGAGCCAGAGCGGAGGAGAGCAGCAGCUGGAUGGAUGCUGGCGGCGCGCUCCAUCACGCCCAAGCAGGAGAACGCCGACCGACGCUCACCUGAGCCCGCGCCGCAGGAGAGGACACACAAUGAGCUCAGGUGGCAGCAGCCUGGGGGAGGAGCUUACCGAUGAGGAGAAGGAGAUCAUCAACGGCGUUCUGGCUCGCGCCGCCAUGAUGGAGGCCGUGGAGCAGGAGCGGAUCCAGCGUCUGUCCAGUCGUCUGGACAGCAUCAAGAAGACGGCGUGCGGGGACGGACAGUCCCACUGUCUGCUCUGCGGGGCGUCCUUCGGUCUCCAGGCGGUCGCAGCUGUCCUCUGUGCACAGUGUAAAAAACACAUUUGCAGUAAAUGUGGGAUCUGGAUCAACAGCAGGCCGGCUCCCAUGUGGCUUUGCAAGAUCUGCAAGGAGCAGCAAGAGAUCCAGAAACGUUCAGGAGCUUGGUUCUUCAAGGGGAACCAGCAGCACAGUCUGCCUGCCCCCCUCCCUCUGUCCAGAGCGGAUCAGUCCAGACCGGAUCAGUCCAGACCGGAUCAGUCCAGACCGGAUCAGUCCGGCUCAGAAACCAGCUCCGAUCCAAGCGGACGCCAGACCGGAUCAGAGGAACCGCGAACACGCCGUCAGGGACCCGAGCUCCGAGCCGAGCCGUCCUGCGGAUCCCGGCGACGGGAGCCGACAGCAGCACCAACAGCCGACGGCGCCGAUGAGCCUCAUCACGCUCCGGCAGCUGGAAUGAAGACGGAGCGCCAGGGGUCCGCCCCCAAACCCCCCCAGGCAAACGCGCAGCAGGACGCGCCCACCUCAGGUGCAGGGGUGGAGGUCCGCUCGUCCCAGGACAAGCAAACACCUGUUUCCUCUCAGCUUCCUGCUGCCAGAGGGGCUACCCCUGGACAUCCACCUGGACAUCCACCUGGACAUCCACCUGGACAUCCACCUGCCAGCAACGCAACGCCUCCAAAACCCGCGGCAGAGCCGGCGGUAGAGGAGAAUGACUACGACUCUGAUGAUUCCACCACUCUCGGGUCUCUGGAGUUCAGUUUGCUGUACGAGCAGGAAGGCCACGCCCUCCACUGCUGCAUCAUCAAAGCCAAGGGGUUGAAGCCCAUGGACUCCAAUGGACUUGCUGAUCCGUACGUUAAACUCCACCUGUUACCUGGAGCCAGUAAGUCCAACAAGCUUCGCACCAAAACCCUCAAGAACACCUUGAACCCCGUGUGGAACGAGACUCUGGUCUACCACGGCAUCACCGCUGAGGAGAUGGCCCGAAAAACGCUGAGGCUCUCCGUGAGCGACGAGGACAAGUUCGGACACAACGAGUUCAUCGGAGAAACCCGAGUGGCCCUGAAGAAACUGCAGUUCAACCAGAAGAAGAACUUCAACAUCUGCUUAGAGAGGGUGAUCCCGGUGAAGAAGGCUGUCGGAGGAUCCAUUCGUGGCAUGGCGCUGUAUGAGGACGAUCUGAAAGAGGGCGAGGACUCCGAGGAGAGAGGCCGCAUCCUCAUCUCACUGACCUACAACAGCCAGCAGAGCCGGCUGCUGGUGGGCGUGGUCCGCUGUGCUCACCUGGCGGCCAUGGACUCCAACGGAUACUCGGAUCCGUUCGUCAAAAUAAGUCUGAAACCAGAUAUGGGGAAAAAAGCCAAAAAUAAAACCCAAAUCAAGAAGAAGACGCUCAACCCCGAGUUCAACGAGGAGUUCAGUUAUGAAAUAAAACACGCCGAUCUGGCCAAGAAGACUCUCGACAUCUCCGUGUGGGAUUACGACAUGGGGAAGUCCAACGAUUUCAUCGGCGUUUUCUCCGACACGGACAGCUGCUGCCGGGAACAUGACCAGUGCCAGCACACCAUCCUGUCCUUUCAGUCGGAGUUCGGCGUCUUCAACAGCAACAUCUUCACCAUGUCUCACUGCGACUGCGACAACAGGUUUCACAGCUGCCUGAAGGAAGCCAACGACAGCAUCUCUGAUGUGGUGGGAUACACUUUCUUCAACCUGCUGAAGAUGCACUGCUUCACCUUCUCCCACCGACUGCAGUGUGCAAAGAGAAACUGGUUUGGAAUGUGUAAAGAGUCUCAGAUGGCUUUGUACGCAGACGUCCAUCCACCCACUCUGUACGAGACGACUCCGCCUGAGGACUGCAGCAACGUCUCGUGCUCCAACAUCAGCUCCACUGUUGGUACAGAGCAGAAAACCAGUACAUCGUCUCCACAAACACACCUCUCCACCACCACAGCCACCUCCACCUUCCCAUCACCCCCCAGAGCUUUCUCCUCCAUCACUUCUCCGCCCAGCCCUGGGACUUCCACGAGCAAAGGCCCAGCUGGUAAACCCGCAGGGUCCAGACCGGGGAGGGACGACCUGGAGAACGCUUUACCAGCCAAACUCCCGGCAGUGGUCCAGCAGUAUGCUAACGUCACAGAGAGGCAGACGGACUGCAGCAUCUUCAGGGAACUUGAUGAUUGUAAGAUGAGAAUUCUGCCUCAGCAGGCGAAGUACGGCCUCGUCAACACCAAGGCGGGGACGCUGUACCACUGCAACUGUACGGCCAGAUUGUUCCAGACGCUGGCUCAACAGAGGUCACUGACAGCGGUGCAGAAUCUUCUGAUGAGCUUCGUCUCCCAGUCCUGCUUCCUGUUUCAGGACUGCACAUCAGGAAACACCAGCUGUCCGGCCGUGGAGCUGAAAGCUGAACUUCAGCCGGAUCAGCAGGGGGGCUCUGAAGACGGGCAGCAGCGCCACCUGCAGGCCGUUAACCUGAAGGUCAGGAGGCCAAAAACCAGCAGAGCGGCGAGGAAAGACAGACGUGUGAGGCUCUUCAAACUGUGCGUCAGGAAGACACAACCCAGACAAGCGAGGAAGGGAAGAAGAGCAGAACUGAAGACGCAACAACCCGAAUGAAACACAAAAAAGACCAUCCAGGGUGGACAUCCAGGGAUGGAAGGGUUUGGUUUUAUUUAUUGUAAAUAAGAAAUGACUAAAACAACAGAAGAAUAAGGUCCUGGACAAGAUGAACUUUGCAUUAUUUCAUAUUUUCAGGUUUCUUUUCGAGUCUUUUUUAAAGUUCAGUUCUGAACACCUUUGAAACUUUGCACUCUUAGUAUUUAAAUAUUAUUAGCAUUUGGAAGACAAGAAGCAAACGUUUGGCCAAAAUCCUAAAGAAAAAGGACUUCCUUUAAACAAUAAGACUGACUCCGAGUCUUUCGAGUGAUUUCACGGAGUCGGAGAGGAUCUCGUCUGGAGUCAAACUUCUCUGCUGUGCUUUAAAAACCUUUUUUGGACCCGGAGGUCAAGUUGACCUGGAGGAAUCAACAUUCUUUAACAUUGUCUCCUCCAGAUUAUGUGUGUAUUUAAAGAUAACUUAUUUUGGUAACAUUUGAAAUGAAGCUCCAUGAGGAUGUUUUGAGUCAACAUUCAAACAGUUCUUUUCUUUUGUAUUAAAAAGGUUUAAAGUCUAGAUAAAAAGGCUGUUCCAGAAAUAGACUCAUACGUUUCUCUGGAUAAGAUUUUCCUUUUUUUGGUUUAUAAAGUGAAACUGUGGCUUUAGGUUUUCUUCCUGUGUUCCUCAUAAACUCCAUGCACACAUUGCACUUGUAUUUGUACAGAACUGUAUUAGAAAUGUUUCAUUUUGAAGCAUUAAAAUGUGUUUGUAAAUAUGUGUAAAUAUGAA